AUGUUGAAGUGCUUCCAAUAUGCGCUAAAGGAUAGAGCACGGAGUUGGCUGUUGUCUCUGCUGCCAAAUUCGAUCAAUAAUUGGAGUGAAGCUUGCGAGAAGUUUAUACUCAAAUAUUAUCCAAAUCAUAAGACGCAGGAACUUCGUGUUAAGAUUAUAGAUUUCACACAAGGAGCAGAUAAGCCUUUUCAUGAGGCUUGGGAUAGAUUUCAGGAACUUCUCCGCCAGUGCCCGCAACAUCAACUGACCAAUGUAAUGUUGAUGCAAUUCUUCUAUGACGGGCUGAUUCAAACUGCUCAAUUUAUGGUGGACAGCACUGCAGGUGGGAACAUAGCUAGAAAGACAGCUGCAGAGCUGAACGAGAUUUUCCAGACUCUGGCAGAGAGUUCUCAGCAAAAAUCAACCUGUGGACGCCGGGUUGAAGCCAGCGCAAGUUAUAAUCAAGGCCAGCAGAACUUCAAUAGCAGAUGGAGAGGUCAGCAGCCUUAUGCACCGCAGCCAAACUUCUCUCAACAAUAUCCUCCGAGGUAUCAGCAGCAAGCGAAUUUUCAGCCCAAUCAACAAUUUCAGAAUGCUCCACAGUUUCAGAAAUAUAUUCAGCCCCAGAAGUCAUCCUUAGAAGAUACUAUGCAGUCGUUUAUGGAGAUGACCAAGCAAAACUUGGAGAUGACCAAGCAAAAUAUGGAGUCUCAGUCAGCUACGAUAAAGCGCCUUGAAAUGACUAUUGCCCAAUUCAUGGUGGACAGCACCGUAGGAGGGAACAUAGCUAGGAAAACUGUAGACGAGCUAAAGGGAAUAUUCAAAACCUUAGCUGAGAGUUCCCAACAGAAAUCAGUCCGUGGAAAGAAGGUUGAGGCCAGCGCAGUAUCACAGACCGGCGAUCUGCAGAAACAGUUAGCUUCACUUAUGAGAGAACUACAGCAGCUCAAGAUGAGCAAGAUGGAAACCCCGCCUGUCCCUGCGUAG
Molecule: messenger RNA, 966 nt
Organism: Salvia miltiorrhiza (redroot sage)
Lineage: Eukaryota; Viridiplantae; Streptophyta; Magnoliopsida; Lamiales; Lamiaceae
Exons: 3
Coding region: 1-966 (321 amino acids)
Source: RefSeq, a predicted model, not a curated record